This is a messenger RNA of Coffea eugenioides, 1374 nucleotides long. RefSeq lists its product as uncharacterized. Gene Ontology annotation, molecular function: nucleic acid binding; zinc ion binding. NCBI's taxonomy places the organism in Eukaryota, Viridiplantae, Streptophyta, Magnoliopsida, Gentianales, Rubiaceae. The record is from RefSeq and is a predicted model, not a curated record. The coding region runs from base 1 to 1374 and encodes 457 amino acids. The transcript is spliced from 2 exons.
AUGAGUGUCGCCGAAUAUGAAGUCCAGUUCACAGAACUAUCCCGUUUUGCUCCUGAAUUGGUGACCACGGAGCAAAGGCGAGUUAGAAGGUUUGUGCAAGGUCUGAAUGUAGAAAUACAGGAAGGUUUAGCUGCUGUAAGGAUUGAUACCUUUGCAGAUGCUGUCGAGAAAGCCCAGAGAGUUGAAGUAGCUCGGGCUCAAGUGAAAUCUUUUCAGGCUAAGAAGAGAUUUGCUCCUAGCAGUAGUCGGGAGCCGACUUAUGGAAAUACUCCACCGGCCAAAAUGGGCCGAGGAACCCUUGGGGCGAAUAACCCUGGAGCAUCACGACGCGCCCAAGCAAGAGGAAACGGGGCCAGGAAUGCAGGGGGACGGAAUAAUGGAACCCGAGUGGGACCGAUUGGAAGGGGACAACCCAGGAAUACCUCACAAGGAGGCCGAGCAAUAGUUUCCCAAGUAAGUUGUACAUUUUGUAAGAAACCUGGCCAUACUAUAGAUGGUUGCUGGAAGAAGCAAGGGAAGUGCUUGAGAUGCGGAAGUGGCGAGCACCAAAUUGCUGGAUGUCCAAAAAUGCAGGAAGGGGGUAAUCCAAAUGCUAGGCCAAACACUUCUGGAGGGAGCCGGCCAACAGUUCCUGCCAGGGUGUAUGCUAUAGAUGACCAACCUGUACCUGAUUCCUCGGAAGUCGUGGAAGGUACUCUCCCCAUUUUUCAUCGAUUAGCUAAAGUGUUAAUUGACCCUGGUGCAACACAUUCAUUCGUAAAUCCAUCAUUUAUGUCUGGAAUAGAUGUGAGACCUGUUAGAUUACCCUUCGAUCUUGAAGUUAAGACACCAAUGGGUAAUAAGAGGAUAAUCGCUAGCUUAGCUUAUAAGAAUUGUGAAUUCUGGAUUGGAGAGCGUAAAACGCUAGUGGAUCUAGUCAGUUUGGACAUAAAAUGGUACGAUGUUAUCAUAGGAAUGGAUUUCCUAGCCCAGUAUCAUGCUAAGCUUGAUUGCCGAGCGAAAGUGGUGGAAUUAUGUAUCCCUGGAGAAGCAACCCUGAGGUUAGAUGUCAAGGGUAGGUUAGCCUCAUCUGCUAUGAUUUCAGGGAUACGGGCAAGGAAAAUGUUGUCAAAAGGAGCUCAAGGUUUCUUAGUUUUCAUGAUUAAUGCUCCCAGUGAUCAAACGAAGUUGGAAGAUGUACCAGUGGUACAAGAAUUUUCGGAUGUUUUUCCUGAGGAGCUAAAGACUUUACCGCCAGAUAGAGAAGUGGAAUUUAAAAUUGACUUGGUGCCUGGAACGGCUCCAAUUUCUAAAACUCCGUAUCGGAUGGCUCCUGCCGAGCUGAAGGAGUUGAAGAUUCAAUUGCAAGACCUCUUGGAGAAAGAGAGUCUUUAA